This is a messenger RNA of Oreochromis aureus, 2439 nucleotides long. It is a transcript of the gene copz2, whose product is annotated as COPI coat complex subunit zeta 2. Gene Ontology annotation, cellular component: COPI vesicle coat. The coding region runs from base 127 to 666 and encodes 179 amino acids. The record is from RefSeq and is a predicted model, not a curated record. Lineage: Eukaryota; Metazoa; Chordata; Actinopteri; Cichliformes; Cichlidae. The transcript is spliced from 9 exons. Gene Ontology annotation, biological process: intracellular protein transport; retrograde vesicle-mediated transport, Golgi to endoplasmic reticulum; intra-Golgi vesicle-mediated transport.
UGAGCGCGCCCGGGCGUCUCCGUAAAGAAGAGAAAGAAAAAAUAAAAGCGCUGAUCUCGGCGUGACAGCUCAGAGCUGUCCACGUCAACACACCGAGCGAGCGGAGCGACGGCAGCAGCAGCAGCAAUGGAUUCCACGUCUCCGGAACCGUCCCUCUACACAGUUAAAGCAGUUUUUAUUCUUGACAAUGAUGGCAACAGACUUUUGUCAAAGUACUAUGACCCAGAGCUUUACCCCUCCAUGAAGGAGCAGAAAACCUUUGAAAAGAAUGUUUUUAACAAGACACACAAAGCAGACAAUGAAAUAGCUUUUCUGGAAGGGAUGACCAUCGUGUACAAGAGCAGUAUAGAUCUUUUCUUCUACGUUGUGGGAAGUGCUCAGGAAAAUGAGCUCAUGCUGAUGUCAGUACUUAACUGCCUGUUUGACUCCCUCAGUCACAUCCUCAGGAAAAAUGUGGAGCGGAGGUGUUUAUUGGAAAACAUGGAAGGAGUGUUUCUUGUUGUGGAUGAAAUCAUUGAUGGGGGGGUGAUUCUGGAGAGUGAUCCACAGCAGGUCCUACAGAAGGUCAAUUACAGGGCGGAUGAGAACCCAUUAACUGAACAAAGCGUGGCUCAGAUUAUUCCAUUCUACACAGAAAAUGCCUUGUUUGCCUGCUGUUGCUUAUGACUACAACAGUCAUUUUAGUUGCCUACAAACAAAGUCCAGGUCACCCCUCAUUUAAAUUUUCGGUUUAACCACAUGUGAAGUAUACUUUUGAUAAGGACUUUAAUAUGGUUAGAUUAGAGAGCUUUAUCAUCCAUCUGAUCCAUCAUCUGAUGACAAAACCUCUCUGACAGAACAAGUCCUGUGGGGUCUCCUGUUCUCACAACAUACCAAAUUUUGAGGGAUCUUUAUCGUUUUAGGGUCAUACAGGUGUGAUCAAGGGUCUUGUAAAGUCAAUCCCUCAGUGGGUUUGAGAUGUUUUAGAGGCACUGGAAGGACAUAAAGGCAUUUAAUAAUGUCAACCACAAAAAAGCUAAUGCUCUAUACCUGACACACCACAAUGAAGGAAAGGAGGAUAGCUAUUAUUAUUAUUAUUACAAUUAUGUUUUGAGCUAUAACAGACAAUGUCUGACUUCAGAUAUUUCCAAAGUUUUAGUCACAUGGUAAAUGAACUGGUUCUUAUAUAGUGCUUUUCUACAACUUGCCUCAUUCACCCAUUCAUACAAGCAUUUUAAUGCUUUUUCUACUGAAGUGCUUUAUAUCUGACAUUCACACACAUUCAUGUGCCGAUGGAUGCAUCGGAGAGCAACUUGCGGUUAGUUUUUUGCCCAAGGAUAUUUGGCAUGCACGUUUAUUAUUUAUGUCACGCAUUAUUAUUAUUUCAUGUCCACUCGUGUUUUCCACCAUUUAGUCAAAUUAAAAUAAUUUUUGAAAAGAUUAUAUCCUAUGAACGUUCAUCCCUUGGUUUACAUUCUCAUCUCAUUUCCAUUAGUUUUUAAUUAUGCUGCCUGUGCAUGAUGAUAUAAAUUUGACAGCUUGUAGGUCUUGACCAAUGCAAUGCUACUGACUAAACACAUACAGUAUCCCGUGCCUCGGUACCUCGAGACUAUGAAGUUUAUUGUUUCAUAUUACCCAGAACUAACGUUUUUACGUGAUCAACACAAUAGACACGCUGCACAUGAGGCUGACUUUAUACACCAUACUGAAUCAAGGGCCUUUAAAAUUGAUCUUAGUGCGCCACCUGCUGGGCAGUGUGACGAACGCACUGCUGUAAUUUAACCUCUUCUAAGGACUGAAAACAGUUCAAAGAUAAACCAGUAAAGAACAAGCUAUUGAAACAUAUAGAUUUUGAAAACAUAAACCCACUGUAUUUAUUUAGUGGCAGUAGAACGAAGAUGCACUUUGUAUUAUGAUUUUGUUGCGCUUUAACAUGGUGGCAAGACAUCACAUGGUUGUGAGUAUAAGCUCAGCCUGCCCUCUAGUGUUUAAACAGACGUACUGUAGCACCAUGCUUUACUGUGCAGAAGUUUACAGUUAUGUAAAGCAUUAGAACCACUCUACCGUUUACUAAACAGACUUGUAUUCUACGGUAAGACACUUUUUUAAAAUUUAUAUUGUAAUGUAAAGGGUAAUACUGGAGUGUUUUAAGGUUUCAAAAACUGCUGUUCAGUCAGUCAUUAUAUACUGCAUGAAACACACAAAGCACCCUGCAGCCUGAGUGCUGUGACACAUAUAUGAGAGCAAUAGAAUGAGCAGUGUUAUAACUAAGUCACUAUAGUCUAAACCCCAGUCUUUUCCUAAAACGAACUAUUUCUGAUGCCUAAACCAAGCCUAUCAGAAGUUAGAAUAAACACAUUAACGAUAUAUGUGCAUAAAAAGGCUGCAUUUUCUGUUGGUUUACAAAGCAGUUGUCAUUCAUGUUUUGUUAUUAUAUAAUUUCUUUUUUUUUUUUUUUAC